UUUAUCAGUUAUCUGUAAUAAAAAGCGCUUGGAAUUUUAUUGAUUUGCUUCAAAGAAAUUUUAUUUCUUUGGUUUUUUCUUCCUUUUCUUUCUUUUGAGAUGACUUUUCUUCGUGAACUUGGUAAAACUGGUGUAAAAAUCCCUGCAAUCGGCUUAGGAUGCAUGGGCAUGAGUGAUUUUUACGGUUCAGUCAAUGAACAAGAAAAUAUUGAAGUAUUAAAUCGAGCAAUUGAUAUAGGAUGUACCUUUUGGGAUACUGCUGAUAUGUAUGGAUCCGGAGCCAAUGAAAUUCUUCUUUCAAAAGUUCUCAAAGAACGUCGUAAUGAAGUUUUUCUUUGUACAAAGUUUGCAUUCUCUAAAGGACCAAAUGGCGAAUAUAAAAUAUCAGGCAAACCUGAAUAUGUUCGUCAAGCUUGUGACAAUUCUUUAAAAAGAUUGGGGGUAGAUUAUAUCGAUCUUUAUUAUCAACAUCGUGUAGAUCCCGAUACACCAAUUGAAGACACUGUCGGCGCUUUAGCAGAACUUGUUAAAGAAGGAAAAAUCAAAUAUAUUGGUCUUUCUGAAUGUUCCGCAGAAAGUCUUCGACAUGCUUACAAAGUUCAUCCUAUUGCCGCAGUUCAAAUGGAAUAUAGUCCUUGGACUCUUGAUAUUGAGACAAAUGGAGUUUUAGAAGCUUGUCGCGAAUUAGGUGUUACCAUAGUAGCUUAUAGUCCACUCGGACGCGGCUUUCUAACAGGAAAAUAUAAAUCUCUUGAUGAUUUCGAACCAAAUGAUUUUAGAAGAGCGGUUCCACGUUUUCAAGGUGAAAAUUUCAAUAAAAAUUUGGAAAUUGUACAUAAAUUCGAUGAAUUUGGUAGUAAGAAAGGCGUAACCGCGGGUCAACUUUGUCUUGCUUGGGUUAUAGCUCAGGGUAAUGAAUUUGUUACUAUUCCUGGUACAAGAAAAAUGAAAUAUUUAGAAGAAAAUUUUGAAGCAGGAAAAAUUCAUCUUAGUCCUGAAGAAGUAUCAGAAAUUAGGAAAAUUAUUGAUUCUAUUGAAAUUGUUGGUGAUAGAUAUAAUGAACAUGGCAUGAAGCUUUUGAAUGUUUAAAAAAAAAAGUCAUCCCGAUUGCUGACGAUCCAUCUAAGCACUAUCGUACAUAUAAAAUACAUAUAGCUAACGCGCGUACAAUGUUAAGUCAUUUUUUUUCCAUAGUAAAGUUAUAAUUAUUUUAACAUAUUAUUUUUUUCCUUUGGUUUUUUUACAUAUAUCAUAUGAUUUUUAUUAAAAAUAUUGAGUUAUCACAAUUUUAGUAUUUGUGAAUUUAUUGCCAACUAUGUAAUUUUCGUUAAAUUCGCCUCGAGCAUAAAAUGCUAAAAAAGUAAAAUCUUAAACGAAUUGACAAUCAAAUAAUUAAUAAAUAUUUUUUUGAGUUGGUUGAUUAUUACUA
Rhizophagus irregularis DAOM 181602=DAOM 197198 is the source of this 1429-nucleotide messenger RNA. RefSeq lists its product as uncharacterized. Gene Ontology annotation, cellular component: cytoplasm. The record is from RefSeq and is a predicted model, not a curated record. Lineage: Eukaryota; Fungi; Glomeromycota; Glomeromycetes; Glomerales; Glomeraceae.